AUGGUCCUAUUUCAUAGCACAUUCCGAUCGCUCAAGAGUCGACAUCAGCCUACUGUUACACCCCAGAGCGAGGAGGAAACGCUUGAAGCGCAACCCAUUGACGACAUAGCUCAACGAUGUGGUGUUCGUCUCAUUGCCCUUGACAGGCCUGGGUUUGGGCUAUCAUCACCCAAGCCUGACUAUCGCAUCAUCGAUUGGCCUAAAGACGUCGCGGAACUCGCAAAAGCAAAGAAACUCACUGAAUUCUCUGUCUUUGGACUCUCUGGGGGCGGUCCCUUUGCUUUGGCUUGUGCCUACGUUUUGCCUAAGCGUGCACUUACAAGUGUUGGACUGUUUGCCAGUGCACCGCCUUGGGCUGCUGGUGUUCACCAUGUGGACAAGUCUCGCCGAAUUAUGAGAUUUUGCGCGAUGAAUUGUCCAAAUUUACUUGCCGUUGCCUUGAACAUGUUUAGUCGAUCUGUUCGAUGGCUUGUCUUGACCGGGCCUGCGAUAAAACGAAUUGGAAAAUGGCUCGACGCCCAAGACGCAAAAGGCAAACCCGAAACUAAAAUCACAAAGUCUCACGCUGAAAGAGUCGAGGGUCUUGUCAAUAUGCUUCUCGAUGAGCCAUUUCGUCAAGGCGCGAGCGGGACUGUCCAUGAGGCUAAAUUGCUGACUUCCAAAGACUGGGGGUUCAAGCUCGAGGAUGUUGACUAUGGCAGAGUUCAGAUUUGGCAUGGAGUCAAAGAUACUAAUGCGAAUAUCGCUAUGAUUCGGUACAUGGCUGAUCGUAUACCGAAUAGUGAGUUGACCGAGUUUGAGGAGGAUACUCAUUACACCAUGUACAAACACAUUGAGCCGGCGCUGCGCAGUCUGGUGAAUGCUGAGGAGAAGAAUGAGGGAUAG
Molecule: messenger RNA, 885 nt
Organism: Fusarium poae
Lineage: Eukaryota; Fungi; Ascomycota; Sordariomycetes; Hypocreales; Nectriaceae
Exons: 2
Coding region: 1-885 (294 amino acids)
Source: RefSeq, a predicted model, not a curated record